AUGAGAGCGAAAGUGCGAAUAUGUGGAGGAAUGUCCCAUGAAUUUGGUAUGGAGAUGGGGGUAAAACAGGGUGACAGUCUGAGUCCCCUACUCUUCAUAUUAGUGAUGGAUGAGAUCCAUAAGGUGUGCAAGAGAAGGACCCAGAAUAUGAUGGUAGGGUAUUGGAACAUGCGACCGAUUGGGGCAAGAGCUCUCCUAUAUGCGGACGAUAUAGUGCUGAUUGCUGAUACUCAGCAGAAACUCCAACAAUCAGUGACAGAAUGGGCUGAGGAGCUGAAACGAAGAGGAAUGAUUAUGAAUGUGAGUAAAAGUAAGGUGAUGGUGGUUUCAAGAGGAGGGAGAGAGAAUAUUCAAAUUAUGGUGAGUGAAGAACUGCUCGAACAGGUAGGGAAGUACGAAUACCUUGGUACAAUGUUUUCUGAGGACGGAAAAAUAGAUCUGGAAGUGAUGAAUAGGGUGAGAAAGGGAUCUACGGCCUACUAUGCAAUCAAGGAUUGCAUUUUUGGGAAAAGAGAGAUAGAAAAAAGAAUUAAAAAUCACGUCUAUCGAUCAGUAAUUGAACCCAUCAUGUUGUACGGGAGUGAAAGCUGGCCCAUUAAAUCAUGCCAUGAGAAUAAAAUCAGGACGGUGGAAAUGAAGUGUCACAGGAAAUCAGUAGGAAAGACCAGGAGAGAUAGGAUUCGAAACACCAGGAUAAGAGAGGAAGUUGGCAUGAGAGAUGUGAGCGAGAGGAUAGAAAUGAGGCAGCUUGGAUGGUUUGGGCAUAUACAGCGGAUGGGGGAUGAUAGAAAGGCCAAACAGUAUGUAAAUGUCAGAGUACAGGGCAAAAGAACAGUGGGCCGUCCAAGGUAUUCGUACGAGGACAGAAUAGAGGAAAUAGGGAGGAGAAGGGGAAAGAGUGUUCCAGAGAUGAGGAGACUGGCGGCGGAUCGACGGGAGUGGAGAAGAUGGGUCGAGGCUACCCCAACGCUUUGA
This is a messenger RNA of Nilaparvata lugens (brown planthopper), 975 nucleotides long. RefSeq lists its product as uncharacterized. The record is from RefSeq and is a predicted model, not a curated record. The coding region runs from base 1 to 975 and encodes 324 amino acids. The transcript has a single exon. Lineage: Eukaryota; Metazoa; Arthropoda; Insecta; Hemiptera; Delphacidae.